AUGUCCAGAAAAGGUAUCACAUUCAAUGGUGAGACGUUCGCCGUCCCGGAAACCCAUGAUAUGGUCAAGACGCUUUUCGACCCUACCGUCAGAAAGUCCAUGUUCGAAAGCGUGAUCAUUGUGUUGUUGGUGGCCAAUUCGCUCGUGUUCUACUUCGUUGCAGACUCGGUUUUACGUAUUCGUAUAUUUGUAGGUAUGUACAUCUUCUGGAGGUUGUGCUACAACUUCGGUAUUGGCUACCUUCUCAACCAACAGAGUAAUCGUUUCCGGUUGGUGGAAUGGAGCAAGAAACUCAACUUGUUCGCCAAGGACCAGACGUCGUUCGUUGGUCAAUUGGUGCAGACCGAGGUGCAGACCCAAAUGGGCUCUGAAUACAAGAUCAACAAGCACCCGGUGGAUUUCAACACCUGGUUGAUUUUCCGCAAAGUGGUCGACUUGAUUUUGAUGCAAGAUUUCACCACUUUUGUCUGUUUGUUUGUGGCUUGUUGCAUCUAUGACGACAACCAGUUUAUCCAUGGUCAACCACAGUGGCUCACGGCCGCCCGUAUGAUUAUCGGUGUAUCCUUGAUUGUCUUCAACUUUUGGGUUAAAGUCAAUGCUCACAAUACCAUCAAGGAUUACGCAUGGUACUGGGGAGACUUUUUCUUUAGACAAAUCAACAAUGAAGACUUGAUCUUCGAUGGUGUCUUCGAGAUGUUCCCUCAUCCAAUGUACUCUGUGGGAUAUAUCGGUUACUACGGUUUUGCCAUGAUCGCCAAGUCCUACACGGUCUUGGUGUGUGCCGUGUUUGGCCACUUCUUGCAGAUGGUCUUCUUGCACUACAUUGAGAACCCUCACAUUGAUAAGAUUUACGGUCCUGAUGCUUACCAGAACAGUCUUUUGGAGGUCGUCAAACUCAAGGAUUUGACCAACUUUGACAACUCUAGACCCUUGGUUGGAUUAACCAACUUCAACGUUUGGAGAGCCAGUGAUUUCAUUAACUUGGUCAACGUCUUCACCUACGCUGUAUUGAUUCCCUCAUUGGCUUCUAUUGCUGGAAGCAAUGUCGAGGCUGUGGGCAAGAUCUUAUUCUAUCUCACUGUCAUGAUUAAAGCAGUAGAGUGCGUUUCCAUCAAUGCCUUGCUUGGCUUACAGAGUAAGUACAAGUUGUACACUAGAUGGUUCCUCUCCAACAAUAUUCCAAUUGCCAAGUCUCUCAACAAUUUCGCCGUCAUGUACAACUCCAUGAUUAAUUUGACUUACGCCUCCUUCUUCGGCAUGAACUUGUACAGGGUAACGAAUUGGCACUUCACUUCUGAUCUAUUCAUUACAUCUCACUUCUUUUUGCGGUUGUUUCUUGGAUUGGUGUUAAUUUUGACCCAGGUUUGGAUCAAUGCCUCAAUCAUUGACUCGAUCGGAUACUUCGGUUGGUUUUACGGAGAUUUCUUCCUCCCAAAAUCAACAUUCAUGCCUCAAAGAGCUCACUUGACUAAAGCUGGUAUCUACAGAUACUUGAACAACCCCGAACAGAUAUUCAGUGCAUGUGGUGUCAUGGGUGCCACUUUGAUUAUUCCAACUUACGAGAACAUUGUUCUUUGUGUGUUCUGGGUGCUUGGAAACUUCAUUAGAAUCAAUUUCAUCGAGAAGAGCCAUAUGAUCAAAAUCUAUGGCGAGCUGGAGGUAUUCCAAGAUUCUGGUGUGACCAAGACUGUUAAGAAGCAUUUGCUCCCUGAUCUGAUUCUGAGAAAAUUCACUGUUAGCGACUCUUCGCGCAAAAGAACCACUUCUAUGUUCAUGGAUUCUUUCGACUCGUUCGUAAAGGACUUGAGAACGAAGAACGAUAAUACUUCUAGCGGCUUGUCGAAAGAGGACUGGGCACAAAUGUCUCAAAGCAAAUUUUUCUUGAACAGCGAGUACCACUUGGAAGUCAAAAACUUGCAAGGCACCGAGAGUCAAGUUCCAUUCUCCCACGUUGGAGAUGUUUUGGAGGUGAGCUUUUCUGCUCCAAAGGAACACUCCUCCAAGGAUUGGAUUGGUCUUUACAAGGUUGCACAAACCUCGUUCUCCAGAUACAAGACUCUCAUCUCGUCCAACAACCGUUGGGUUUACACUGGUGAGACAUCGUCUGAUGUUGUCAAGUUCUCCGGCGACCGUCUCUUUUGGGAAGACGGUGUUUACGAGUUCAGAUACCACAUUGACGGGAAGCACGAUGUUGCAUAUGUGAGUGAACCAUUUGAGAUUAAAUGCCCAGUUAUCGAGGUUCCUUGUGAUGAGGGAUACGCCGCCGAGUUGGCUGACGAUUUGCGCAAGAAUAUCCUCAACAAGGUUGUAGAUGGUGUCAACGACAACAAUACACCAAUCUACGAGGGCGUGCUGAAGAGCAGCAAUAUCUUGGAGUCGUACACCCGAAUCGCGCGUUUGAUCUCCCGUUGCACUGGUCUCAAUGUCAACAAAAGAUUUUUAAUUUACAACGACAAUGAGUCCAGCAACAAGUUCACGGCCGAGCAAUUGGCAAUUAAGUUGAUUCAUAUUCAAAACGCCUUGGAUGAGUUACAAGAGGAUGACCUUCAGGCCAAAAAAGAGCAGUAG
Molecule: messenger RNA, 2568 nt
Organism: Australozyma saopauloensis
Lineage: Eukaryota; Fungi; Ascomycota; Pichiomycetes; Serinales; Metschnikowiaceae
Gene: CHO2
Product: phosphatidylethanolamine N-methyltransferase
Exons: 1
Coding region: 1-2568 (855 amino acids)
Biological process (GO): phosphatidylcholine biosynthetic process
Molecular function (GO): phosphatidylethanolamine N-methyltransferase activity
Source: RefSeq, a predicted model, not a curated record